UCAUUGAUCGGGUCUUAAGUAUCUUUUUCCACAAAACAAAUUUCUAUAAAUAUAAAUCAAAGAUGUGUGGAAGAGUUUUGUCCUUUGAUAUUCAAAUAACUAAACCCCCUCUUUCAAGCAUGUGGCUUUGACGAGUACUGUCUUAUGUCGUCAUAAGUUUUUUCUAUAUAUAAUCAACGAAUCUUCUUUGGUAGUGAGAAAAAGAUAUUGUGAACCAAACUCAUAACUAACUUUCAGAUACAGGCUUCUAACUCGGAGAGACAGAGAUAAAGUCUGUAUACUCUAUAGUUGGUUUGCAAUAUUUUCUGAUAACGUGGUGAUAAAUUAAUCAUGGAAGAUCAGGUCAUCUCCAGCAAGAAUCCGGAUCCCGUCGAGAAGCCGACCAAUGAAAAGCCACCCGGAGUUAAUAGAUACGCUCUUCAGUGUUCUAUUGUCGCCUCCAUCGUCUCCAUCAUCUUUGGUUACGAUACUGGUGUUAUGAGUGGAGCAAUGGUGUUUAUUGAAGAAGAUCUAAAGACUAACGAAGUUCAGAUCGAAGUUCUCACCGGAAUCCUCAACCUGUGUGCCCUUUUCGGAUCAUUGCUCGCCGGAAGAACCUCAGACAUAAUCGGACGUCGUUUCACAAUCGUCUUGGCCUCAAUACUCUUCAUGUUAGGCUCAGUACUAAUGGGUUGGGGUCUAAAUUAUCCCAUUCUCUUAACCGGUAGAUGCACAGCCGGUCUCGGCGUCGGUUUUGCUCUAAUGGUUGCUCCAGUUUACUCAGCCGAGAUAGCAACUGCUUCACACAGAGGACUCUUAGCUUCUCUACCUCAUCUUUGCAUCAGUAUAGGGAUUUUACUAGGUUACCUAGUCAAUUACUUCUUCUCCAAGUUACCAAUGCAUAUCGGUUGGAGGCUGAUGCUCGGCAUAGCUGCGAUCCCGUCGCUAGUGCUAGCGUUAGGGAUCUUGAAAAUGCCGGAGUCUCCACGGUGGUUGGUCUUACAAGGCCGUCUCGGAGAAGCCAAGAAGAUACUGAAGUUAGUAUCGAACUCGCCUGAAGAAGCUGAGCUACGGUUUAAAGACAUCAAAACAGCUGCUGGAAUCGACGCAAAUUGCGAAGAAGAGGUCGUGAAGAUGGAGAAAAAGAAGACUCACGGUGAAGGAGUGUGGAAAGAGCUAAUCUUAAGACCAACACCUGCGGUAAGACGAGUUCUUUUGACUGCGUUAGGGAUUCAUUUCUUCCAGCACGCGACGGGUAUCGAAGCCGUGCUUUUAUACGGUCCGAAGAUCUUUAAGAGAGCAGGGAUCACGGCUAAAGACAAGCUUUUCUUGGUUACAAUCGGUGUCGGAAUCAUGAAGACGACAUUUAUUUUAACAGCGACUUUCUUGCUUGACAAGGUAGGUCGGAGGAAGCUUUUGUUGACCAGCGUUGGAGGAAUGGUUUGUGCGUUGACGAUGUUAGGGUUUGGGCUCACGAUGGCACAAAACUCUGGCGGGAAACUAGCUUGGGCUUUGGUAUUGAGUAUAGUCUCUGCUUAUAGUUUUGUAGCGGUUUUCUCUAUUGGGCUUGGGCCGAUAACUUGGGUGUACAGCUCUGAGGUUUUCCCGUUGAAGCUUAGGGCGCAAGGAGCAAGUCUUGGCGUUGCAGUGAAUAGAGUGAUGAAUGCUACAGUGUCUAUGUCGUUUUUGUCGCUGACUAGGGCGAUAACCACUGGAGGAGCGUUCUUUAUGUUCGCUGGAGUUGCGGCGGUGGCGUGGAACUUCUUCUUCUUCCUAAUGCCGGAGACGAAAGGUAAGUCGCUUGAAGAGAUUGAAGCGCUUUUCCAAAGAGAUGGUGAUAAUAAAACAAAAGGUGAGAACGGCACCGUUUAGUGUGUUUGUGUUUUUCUUUUCGUUUGCCACUCUCUUUUAGCGUUUGUGAUGUUCUUUGUGUGUGGCUUUUAUCAUAAGCCAACGGUCACGUUUGGCGCACAGUUUUAGUAUUUGUUAACAAUUUAUGAUCAACGACUCAUAAAUCACCAGUCUUUUAGUGUUUGCGAUGUUCUUUGUGUGUGUGGCUUUCAUCAAAUUUUAAAUUAACGGUCACGUUCAGCGCACAUUUUUAGUAUUUGUUAAUAAUUUAUGAUCAACGACUCGCAAAUCGCCAAUUACUAGCAAACAGUGGCCAAGUAUUAGCCAAAGAGAAUGAGCCUUUUUUCCUCUCAGAUCAAAAUCGAGCUGGUACUUUUGCCAUUACACAAUGAAUUUGAAGAGAGUGAGCUUGUAACAUAAUGGAAAGUAUCAGACUGCAAAUCCUGGAAUGACGGUUCGAGGGUUUGAUGUCUCCAUUCAGGCGAAGAGAGCUGGCAGUUCCUUUUCUCACUUAAGCGGAUACUCUAAGUAAAAUAUUAGCGAUCUUUUCUAUCUAAUGAAUGGGGAGGGGGAGUGAAUGGGGAGGGGGAGUCCGCUUUGAUAUCAUCGAAAGAAGGGUACUAAGUAGCUAGGAAUGCGGGCUAGCUAGUAGUUUAGUGAUAGCGGUCGGUCGGUUCGACGUGGCUCUAAUGUCGGCGAUGAAGCUAACAAAUAGGGAAAAGCAUAUGAUCUCUUGGAAACAAUUAAACAAUCUGUGUCAUUUCUUGGAGAUGAUACAUAACUACCCUAUUAUGUGUUUGAAUGAUUGAAUCUUCCUUCGGCCGCUUCCGAGGUUUUAUCCUGGGCUUAAUUAUAGCCCAAAUACUUUUGUGGGCCGUUGUUAAUCUCUGAGUCAAAUAAAGAAAACGUGCUUAGUUAAGACGCAUGGAAUCGGUAAAACGCCAACGAAGUCAACGACCCCAUAGGUUAGCUGUCCAUGUCCUAAUAAAACGUCUUAAAUUUAUUUUUCUCUUGUGUACAAACAACCACCUCUCAUUAAAAACGCCACUAAACACGUAACCUCACCCCCAAGAGAUCACAUCUCAACCGUUGAUCGUACCAUCGAAUUAUUCCAUCUCGUCCGUCCAUUAGUCCCAACACUCUGUAUAAAAACACGCCUUGAUCUCAUUGGUUCUCAUACCCGCUUUUUUUUAUCGUUAUCUCUUUAAGCUUUUCGUUCAUCGCUUUUCUCUAGAUCUCUCCGUUACGUCGAUUUGAUGACGUAUUGGAAGACUCUCCGAUUCAGUUCUGCCGUCGAUCUUCGAAUCGGCGUCGUAUACACAAUGGAUCUGGUAGCUCCGGUUUGAUUCAUGAUCCAGAAGACGGAUCUUAGCUGCUGAGAUCUCCGACGAUCGGUCGAAGAGCUGAUCUGAUCUCGCAUCAUGAUCUCGGCAAGCUAGGUUCGUCGGAUCCGUGAUAUGCUGAGGUGAGGAUGAGUCCGGGAGGAGCAAUUGAAGAAGAGGGGAGAGGAUUGAGAUAUGUGAAUUGAUAAUGAGUAUGAAGGAUGUAUAAGAUGUUUGUUAAGGACGAUAUAGCCUGAUGGAUUAGGCUUGAGUUCUGAUUAGCAUCUUUGUCAUCCGACCUUUGCCAUGACAGGUGCGCUUGCAUGGCAGGUCACACACUAAAUAAUAAUAAAAAUAAUUGUUUCGUGUUGGUUAGGGGAGUUCGCACGGGGCACUUUUUUUUAGCCCGGGUUCUCCCCUCACCUUUGUGUCUUGUUCUCUCUCUCUCUCUCUCAUCCCUUUGAUCUCAAUUCACCAAAAUAUCUCUCGACACAGACAUAUUUUGAAUCGAUUCCUAUCAUUACGAUUGAUCGGAUCUGGAGUCUAACGCUGCCAUAUCUAAAUCCAACAUACUCCACAGAGGCAAAGGUACAUUAAGUUUGAGUUUAUUCAUAUUAUAUAACCUAUCAUAACUCCAAAUCGACUUUAAUUUUGCUAUAUCAAGCACUUUUCAACUUCUGUAACGAAGCUAUAUACAUACUUGGCUAGUUAUUUUUUAGUAAGCACAAUGUUUUAGCAACAUGUAUCCACUUUUAUAGUAUAUAAUACAAAGAAGUACGUUAAGAGUCCCAUCAGUUUGCCAAUACUGUAAGCAUGUUGUCUUGUAUGAUUAUAUCUAUGUUUUUCAUAGAGCUAAUGGCUCUGGUGAUAGAAGACCUUGGAGGUAUCGCCAUCUUCCUUAAUAAUCGAUGCGAUGUUAGCAGUGGAUAAAUCGAGCGCACGAGUGUGUUCAUGUUGAAGCAAUGAGGUAUCUUAAAUCAAGUAACUUGUCUGACUUUUUGUAUGUAAAAUUAGAUACAGUGUUUCUUUGUUGAAAAAGAGUAUUUCAUUGUUGGCACGUUAAAGGAACCAUCGAAUAUUUAGCGAAAAUCUUACGUUGUAUUUUGCAUAAGGACUUGUGCAUAAUAAUUUGUAUUGUUAUUUUGAUGUAGGCAGUUAAAAAAGAAAAAGUUGUGCAUUGGCCUUUAA
Molecule: messenger RNA, 4340 nt
Organism: Brassica napus (rape)
Lineage: Eukaryota; Viridiplantae; Streptophyta; Magnoliopsida; Brassicales; Brassicaceae
Product: probable polyol transporter 6
Exons: 3
Coding region: 331-1851 (506 amino acids)
Biological process (GO): transmembrane transport
Cellular component (GO): membrane
Molecular function (GO): carbohydrate:proton symporter activity; myo-inositol:proton symporter activity
Source: RefSeq, a predicted model, not a curated record